AAACAUUCCGGGUGGAAACAGAGCAAAGUUAGAAUUAGAAAAGUUACACACGUUAAAGAUGACUGUUUCUGAAAAGACGAUAAGAUCCUGGAGAUGCAGGGAUCCUUUCCCGAGUAUUAGAGCGGCAGGGAAAAAUGUACCAGACGGAGACAGGGCAUGGGAUUGUCUGCAGGAAAUAAAACAAAGGCCUAAUACACCCCUGCUGGUUCGGAAGUUCCUCAAGAGUAGACAUCCGGAGCCAGGAACAGUGUGUGUGUCCGUCGGGAAAGCAAAUGACCCUGAUAUCGCCAGUACUCUGGUGCAUGGGAGACGCUCAGGGUCAUCUAUCAGUGCUCAACUUCUGAUCAGCCCACCACUUAAGACCCACUACCACGAGAGGCUGAGAGAGCUUCAGGAGGCGAUUUAUAGCAGCAGAAAAAAAGCUCCAUUAGGACAGUCCCAGGUUUUAGGUCCAGGUCUACCAAAUGAUCUUGAUCCUGAAACGACAACUUUUGGUUUUAAACCACUUUAUGAAUUUACUGCUGGCGAACUAGUUAAUCCGCAAAAAAAAACAGCAGAGCAAAUAGAACAAGAAGUGCAAGAACCUCAUGAGCAAUACCUCCGCUCGCACAAUUCCUACUUUGUUGGUGAGCGUGUGAACAGGAAAUAUGACGUGAGGAGUUACAAGGAGAACAGCAGGUUUGGUAUGGUCACUCCACACAACAAUGAUGGACACAACGUCAGAAAAUCACUCCAAUGGCGCUGCAAUACACAAAUGAACCACAGCGCAAAGUUUGUCUCAAAGCGAUGUGACGACUUCCGAGAGAGGACGCAGUCGCAGAUCGGCAAAGUGCGCGACCCAAUCGCAGACACCAUGGGAGUUCCGGCUGACCACACGUUCGGAGCGCCGCCGCGUCCAGACGACUUCGGUGCAGCAGAUGCCCUGCACUCCACACCACCUUUAGAGCACAGGAAAGGCCAGGACAGAAGUAGCACGCUGGUCAGUGCCGUACGUCAGCACCUGAAGAAGGCCAACUUCCAAAACUUCAACUCUUUGCUGCAAGCAUUCAGACACUACGACAAGAAAGCCCAGGGAGGUAUUGAUAAGGAGGACCUACAGGACAUGUGUCAUGAGUUUAACCUGGACCUUAGCACAGACAUCCUGGACGAUCUUAUGGACUACUGCGAUGUUGAUAAAGAUGGGCUAAUUAACUUCCUGGAAUUUGCAAACUUCCUUAAUUGGAAGGACAAAAUGCCAAUAAGUAGAGCAGAGCAAAGGAUUUUGACAGAGCGAAAGCCCAGCACGACCCUGGCUGUCAGCAUGAGAACUGAGAUUCAGGAAGCGGACGCAGAGAAACAGACUGGAACUGAAAGUCUGGCCAAGUGUGAAGACCUGGAACCCGUGAAGGUGGGGAGCUCUUUGAAAACCCCUAAAACACUGAGCAGAACCCGAGCAGAGCCAGAGCGCAUCAACACAUCAUCCUCUGCCAUCUGCGCCAUCACGGGUGAGCUGGCUGCUAACAAUUACAAUCGCACAUAUGGCGUUCCAUCGGUGCGAACGGAUCUGGCUGCCCCACGUAUCAAGCGCAUCAGUGACCGAACAAACUACGGUGAAGAGGGCACGGCGUAUGCAUUACUGUUUCCCACACUGUACUCUCUAUUCGGGGUGGAUGAGAGACAUUUCUUUUGCCCUCGCACCAAGGAAGAGAUGAAGCAGAUUUUCCAGAACGUCGACCUGCAUAUUCCAGAUCACAUGUUUGAGGAGGCCUGGAGCUUGACUUCCAAAAGACACCCAACUGGAGAAGUGUGUGUCGAGAGUUUUCGAACUUGUCUCAGUGAGCUGCAGGCAAAUUAGAAAAAGGAUUUCUAUUUUUCAGUAUUGUUUCGAUACAGUACGACGCAAAUAGCUGCUUCGUUUGUGAGUUGAAUUUAAGUCAUCUGGAGUUAGUUUUUAGAUUUCUGAUUCUGAAUUUAUUGAUCCGUCUAUCGCAAGAUUUAUUGAGAUAUCUACUGUUUUGCAAUAUAGCCCUAUUUAUCUGUAGUGUCUUACACUCACGUGCACAUAUAUACAUUCAUCACUCAAUAUAUAUACAUACAUACAUAUCACUCAAAUAUAUGAAUGAAAAAAUGCAUUUUUUUUGCUCAGUCUCAC
Molecule: messenger RNA, 2131 nt
Organism: Silurus meridionalis
Lineage: Eukaryota; Metazoa; Chordata; Actinopteri; Siluriformes; Siluridae
Gene: efhb
Product: EF-hand domain family, member B
Exons: 13
Coding region: 59-1834 (591 amino acids)
Molecular function (GO): calcium ion binding
Source: RefSeq, a predicted model, not a curated record